Messenger RNA from Aspergillus puulaauensis, 330 nucleotides. RefSeq lists its product as uncharacterized. The record is from RefSeq and is a predicted model, not a curated record. Bases 1 to 330 code for a protein of 109 amino acids. Lineage: Eukaryota; Fungi; Ascomycota; Eurotiomycetes; Eurotiales; Aspergillaceae. The transcript is spliced from 3 exons.
AUGGCUCUCUCCACAGAAGCAACCGUGGGCAUCGUUGCUCUCCUAGUAGCAUCUAUACCAAUCGCAUUCGCUGGCUUGAAGUACUGGAAGAGAGCAAGACACAGUCAAAGCAAUGACCCCUCGCAAGGCUACAUCUUACCUCGCUUCCACACGCCGCAUCCUCUACCCCAGAGAGACCACAAUAUACCCAUCCCAAUGCAGCUACUCCAUUCGUCAAACAUGCACCAGCAUAGCGACCCAGCAAUCCCACUUAGGGCUGAUAGCAUCCACCUUACCACGAGGACCACCGUUUCCGAGACAAAUGUUGUUCGUCGACUGUCGUAUGCUUGA